AUGACAUGUUGGGCUCUAUGGAGGGUGAGGAAUGAUUGUGUGUGGAAGGGGAAAGUUGCUCGAGUGGCAACUGUGACAAGUUUGGCUAAAAAUACUCUAGACCAAUGGACUAAAGCUCAAGAUAGAUUUGAAGUGCCAACCGCAGCAUUCUUGAUUGAAGCAGAUGGAGCUGAUAUUUGGAGAAGGCCAGCUGCAGGUGUUAUAAAGAUCAAUGUUGAUGCAGCGCUGUUUUCUGAAUCUUCAACAUAUAGCUUUGCAUGUGUGGCUCGGAAUGAUCAGGGUCAUACCUUGGAAGCUAUAACUUGUUGUCGGAAUGGGGUAGUGUCUCCUGAAUUAGCAGAAGCAAUGGGGAUGCGAGAGGCUUUGAGUUGGAUCAAGAAGAAAUCAUGGGAUAAGGUGACUAUCGAGACUGACUGCCUCACAGUUGUCCAGGCCCUUCGUUGUUCAAUUUCUAUGGACUCUUAUUUUGGGAGUCUAAUCACUGAGUGUAAGGGUUUGUGGAGUGAUGUUAAGAAUAUUAAAAUUUUAUUUGUUAAGCGGUCUGCGAACAGUGUUGCUCAUGCUCUUGCUAGAGCAUCCUGUCAUGUUGCUGACUGUACUUUCAGGGGAGGUGAUCUCUCUCCUGCUAUUCUUGAUGUAAUUUCGAAGGACAGUUGCUAA
Messenger RNA from Humulus lupulus (European hop), 660 nucleotides. RefSeq lists its product as uncharacterized. The record is from RefSeq and is a predicted model, not a curated record. Lineage: Eukaryota; Viridiplantae; Streptophyta; Magnoliopsida; Rosales; Cannabaceae. Gene Ontology annotation, molecular function: nucleic acid binding; RNA-DNA hybrid ribonuclease activity. The transcript has a single exon. The coding region runs from base 1 to 660 and encodes 219 amino acids.